AUGAGUUCAGCUGCAGAGGUUUCUGGAUCAUCUCAUAACAGACAAGAGCAUCCAUCUCUUGCUCACAAACGUCAUCGCUCAUCAUCAGUGGGCGAAAUUAAUGUUGGAGACACGUCGGCAUCGUUAUCAACCAUGCCCACCAGCAGCGCAUCAAGAAGAAGAUCCGAUGCUCGUUUGAUGCAGUUACUGAGUGGAAACAAUCUGGAUUUUGCUUUGGCAAAGAAAUUGCUUGUUGGAUUCAGAGAAUUGACUUAUAGACAAACAUGGAUCUUACCUUUAAUUGUGUUGGUUGCUUCUUUUUUCACAUACUAUUUGUCAUCACCAUCAGGCAAAGUACACAAGUUUAUGGAGGAUAUGAUGAUCCCAUCAUACCACAUUGAGGGCACUGACCAGUACGGGAAAGGUGCCAACGAUUUCAAGUUUGUUGGGUUUUAUGCCAUCUUUUUCACAUUCUUGAGAGAAUUUAUGAUGUGUUGUAUUUUGAAACCAAUUAGUAUAUUUUUGGGCAUUAAGAAAGAAGCUAAGCAAAAGAGAUUUAUGGAACAAACAUAUGCAAUGUUUUACUAUGGUAUAAGUGGUCCUUUUGGAUUGUGGAUCAUGUCCAAAACACCAUUAUGGUUCUUUGAAACGACUCCAUUCUACCUCGAAUACCCACACAAGACCCACGAAAUCUUUUUCAAAGUCUUUUACCUUGGUCAAGCUGCAUUUUGGGUGCAACAGUCCGUUGUAUUAAUCUUGCAAUUGGAGAAACCAAGAAAGGACUUUAAGGAAUUGGUCUUGCACCACAUCAUCACCAUUGCUUUAAUCUGGUGUUCCUACAGAUUCCAUUUCACUUGGAUGGGUAUUGCGGUUUUUAUCACCAUGGAUGUUUCUGACUUUUUUUUGGCAAUAUCAAAGACUUUAAACUAUUUGGAUUCAAGCUUAACUGGCCCAUUUUUUGUUUUGUUUAUUGGUGUAUGGAUAUACUUGAGACACUAUAUCAACCUCAGAAUCUUGUGGUCCGUUUUGACCGAGUUUAGAACCGUUGGUGAAUGGGAACUUAAUUGGGAGACUCAACAAUACAAAUGCUACAUCUCACAACCAAUUACAUUCUUUUUGAUCUUUGCCUUGCAAUUGGUCAAUAUCUACUGGUUGAUUUUGAUUCUUAGAAUCUUGUAUAGAUAUAUUUUCUCAGGUGACAAAAAAGAUGAAAGAAGUGACGAUGAAGAAGAAGAGGAAGAAGUGGUUGAAGCUGAAAAGAAGCAACAAUAG
Lodderomyces elongisporus is the source of this 1251-nucleotide messenger RNA. RefSeq names its product sphingosine N-acyltransferase (gene LAG1). Gene Ontology annotation, cellular component: membrane. The transcript has a single exon. Gene Ontology annotation, biological process: ceramide biosynthetic process. The record is from RefSeq and is a predicted model, not a curated record. Bases 1 to 1251 code for a protein of 416 amino acids. Lineage: Eukaryota; Fungi; Ascomycota; Pichiomycetes; Serinales; Debaryomycetaceae. Gene Ontology annotation, molecular function: sphingosine N-acyltransferase activity.